AUGAAUGAUGAAGAAUUCGAAGCUGCUGGUCAGCAAUUGAUUAAAUAUGUGAUUGAUUAUCACAAGAAUAUCAGGGAACGUCGCGUCAUGCCUGAUGUGCGACCCGGUUUCAUGCGCAAACUCCUACCCGAUCAUGCCCCACAUACACCAGAAAAAUGGGACCAGUUAUUCAAAGAUAUCGAACGUGUCAUUAUGCCAGGGGUUGCCCACUGGCUUCACCCACAUUUCUACGCCUAUUUCCCAACGGCAAAUUCUUAUCCCUCCAUCUUAGCUGACAUUCUCUCUGAUACAGUUACUUGUGUCGGAUUCAGCUGGGCUUCCUGUCCAUCUUGUACAGAAUUAGAAGUUAUUGUAAUGGAUUGGCUGGUUAAAGCGAUGGAUCUUCCUGAAGUUUUCCUAUCGACAUCUCCAGGACAUGGCGGUGGGGUGAUUCAGGGGUCUGCCAGUGAAGCCACUCUUGUUGCUGUUUUGUCGGCAAGAACCAAGUUCUUAAAUGGAAUCAAAGAGAAAAAUCCCGGCAUCAAGGAUGGUGUGGCGCUCACUAAACUGGUUGCAUACAUGUCAAGACAGUCACAUUCUUCAGUAGAACGGGCAUAUAUGAUUGCUUUGGUCAAUUAUCGAAUCCUAGACACUGAUGAAAAGCAAGCGUUACGUGGUGAUAUUCUAAAGGCGGCCAUCGACGAAGACAGGGCGAAAGGAUUGACGCCAUUUAUUGUAUGUGCCACAUUGGGUACUACAUCUUCCUGUGCGUUUGACAACUGUAAAGAAAUUGGACUUGUUUGCGAACAAGAAAAUAUUUGGAUGCAUAUUGACGCUGCCUAUGCAGGCAGUGCCUUCAUUUGUCCAGAAUAUCGGCCACUUUUGAAUGGUGUGGAACACGCCGAUUCCUUUAACUUCAAUCCACACAAAUGGCUGCAGGUGACAUUUGAUUGUUCAGCCAUGUGGGUGAAGAACAGCAACGACUUAAUCCAAUCGUUCAGAGUCGAACCUUUGUACUUGAAAUACGAGAAUGAAAAUGAAGGAAUCAUGCCAGAUUUCAGACAUUGGCACAUUCCUAUGGAACGACGAUUCCGGUCUUUGAAACUUUGGUUUGUAUUAAGAUUAUUUGGCGUGAAAGGCCUUCAAGAUAUCAUACGAAAGGAUAUAAGAGUCGCUCAUAAAUUCGAGGAAUACAUCAGAAAUGAUCCAAGAUUUGAAAUUUUCGGUGAAGUCAUCCUGUCGUUGGUUUGCUUCCGGUUAAAGGGUAGCAACGAAAUUAACGAAAAACUUGUUAAAAGGAUAAAUGAAGAUGGGCGAAUCUAUAUGGUUCCUUCCAGAGUGGACGACAUUUUCUGCCUGCUUUCUACAAUGCCAACUUACUUCCUGCUUCUUUCUAUCUAUCUAUCUAUCUAUCUAUCUAUCUAUCUAUCUAUCUAUCUAUCUAUCUAUCUGUUUGUGUCUGUCUCAGCCCGUUCUUAUCUAUCUUUGCCUUUCUCAGUCUGUUCAGAUUGUGUUGUCAAAAGAUCCAUAUAA
This is a messenger RNA of Acanthosepion pharaonis, 1512 nucleotides long. NCBI's taxonomy places the organism in Eukaryota, Metazoa, Mollusca, Cephalopoda, Sepiida, Sepiidae. The record is from the annotation of a GenBank genome assembly.